This is a messenger RNA of Dicrocoelium dendriticum, 3565 nucleotides long. NCBI's taxonomy places the organism in Eukaryota, Metazoa, Platyhelminthes, Trematoda, Plagiorchiida, Dicrocoeliidae. The record is from the annotation of a GenBank genome assembly.
GCAUCGAUUGACGGUCGUUUGUUUACUAAAACACCACACCUGGUGGUUAGCACUGCAAGGGAAUAACUGUGGCUCACCGGGUGACUGUUAAGAAGAUCGGUUGGUUAUGAAGUUACUGGUCAGCUGGACAACGCACUCAUUGUCGAUAUGGUUACUAGUGAGUGUAACUGGGGCGCUACAACAUGAUGAAUCCUCGCGGGGUUUUAACAAACUACCCAACGGUUUGCCAGACGAGUGCACACAAUUGAAAAUAAGUAUAAAAUCCUAUGCUGGACAGCAUGAUAAUCCCACUGGGAAUCUGACGACAAUCACAACCGAAGAUGACAACGGCUACGAGAUUCGUGUUCGACGGUCUUCCGAUAACCUCAUGGUGGGCAGAUGGUACGAGCCCGGCAGGGAAUACUCGAUUACCCUAACCAACCGAUAUCCAUCUAUCGGAUUUCGAGAUGCAGUACUGUGGCUGCAAUUUGGUAAACCGGAAGACAGUAUGAAAAUGGACAUGUCGUCACUUAGUGUGGAGCCAGUGACGACAAACACGCAGGCCAACGAAGCGAAUGCUUAUUGCGCUUAUCACCCAAGCCGUUUGGGCACUUGGAUUCACCGAUCCGGAGGAGGAAGGACGGCCACACAGGAACGACCUGGAUGCGACGGAUUAUCGGCUGAAAGGGCCAGCGAACUUCGCACGUGGACUCCUAGUCUAGUGUUGUCAUGGCGAGCGCCCAUCGCACAAUCUUCCAUUUCAAUGUGCUCAGAAAUGGCAAUACUCCAAUGCGUUACACUUGCUGCUGCUGUUCGCGCUCGCGGAAGUCUACAAAGCAUCUUCGCUGGCAAAGGAGGACUGAAGAAAACCCUGUGCCCCAGCUCAGAUCGCCCUCCAAGCCCCGUACUGCCUGCUGAUAUGACGGUUUCCAAAAUAAUGGAUGGGCACCAAUUGGGGAAUCGGAGACUGAAUGAGAAAGUAAUGAAGCAUUCUGUCAAAAGCACAAUGCGUUUGGACACCAUGCAACCCAAAGACUGUUGUGCAUGUGGCAGCGCGACAUACAACCUCACGUUCCAAGGACUGUGGACUCAAAAGACGCACCCGAAGGACUGGCCUACUCAUAACCCUGGUCUCCUGCACUGGACAAACCUCAUCGGAGCUAGCCACAUGCCUAGUUAUCGCAUCUAUCAGUUCGGGGAGCCGGCGAGUGCUGGAGUCUCCGCAGUUUGUGUCUACGGUGAUACCACUGUGCUCAAGCAAUCCUUCAGCUUGGCCGCCUCAAAUGUGGGCAGCGCAAGCGGUGUGCCCACAGGAACGGCUAGAGGAGCGAUUGGUAUCGGACCCCUACAUAGCUUGGUCACCGCUGCCGGUAUGUGGAGUGAGGAGACUUUGGGAGAAUCAAGAUCAACUCUAAUCGGGGUGAAUCGGACGCAUCCACUCAUCUCCUUUCUGACCAUGCUCGGACCCAGCCCGAACUGGUGUGCUGGGAUAACUGGCCAGUCUGUAUGUCAGGCCGACUGUACUUGGAUCAAGCGCCUGAGUAUCGAUCUGUAUCCCUGGGACGCAGGUGUUCGACACGGGAAUACUUAUAUACCAAAAAACGCAGACCGCAAAGACAUCCCUGAUCCGAUCAGACAUAUUACGGCGGAUUGGAUGCCGGAUAAUCCGUUCACUCGCAAUCUUCCCGUGGCUCGAGUUACCCUUGAACGCUUAUUGCCGCAAGAGCCUUGGCAGUGUACGGAUAAACUUGGCAAUGGUGUUGAGAUUUUCCUUUCUGAUGGUAAAACCGAAGUCGUCGGCGGAUCAAGAGCUCAGAAUAGUGAUGGUAGUAACAAAUUGGAACCUGUGAAAUCAGCUAUGGGGGAUCUGAGUGGCAGUGGUGUGAUGAAGAAAUCUCGCCGUAAAUCUGGUGGAUCGACUUCAGCGGGUGACAACCCACUCUCCGAUCCCAGUCUAGCCCAAAUGGCCACAUUUCUCUGCAUCACCGGCCCGUGGUCGCCUUGGAGCCUCUGUUCUGUCACCUGUGGCGUUGGUCAUCGCCAUCGCCAACGGAUAAUGGUCGUUAACAAGAAAAACGAGCUAUGCCAACAUGUGCCUCUUGUGGAGGAAGAGUCAUGUGAAGGUCGAAAGCGAACAUGCGAUUUCAGUUCACCCUGCAGUCUUCUCCCUUGGACUGAAUGGACACCUUGCAAUGCGACGUGUGAGAAUCGGACUGGGGAACAAACCCGAAGACGUUAUCUGGCCCGUCCACAUGAACAAUCUAUUUGUCCACACGUGUUCAACAGUUCUGAGGAGCACAUAACAGGUGCAGUAAUCCAAAAGCGUGAAUGUGGUCCGACAGACGUGGAAUGUGAUCCGGCGACGAUUUGCGGUGAAGGCCGUAAGGAUGGAAUUCCGUGCGGGGUCAAAGCGAGAGCCUAUUACUACAGCGCGGUGGACCAUGGUUGUUUGUCAUUCGAGUAUCUUGGCUGCAAGGGUGGGAGAAACCGAUUCACCACUAAGGAACUUUGUGAGUCAGUGUGCAUCCCAGCUGUCGAAGCCUUACCUGCGUGGCGACGGGAACGUAUGACCUUAUUACAGUACCAAACUACUCAGAUUGCAUCCUCAGCAGGCGACUCCAUUUCGGAACAGGAAAUGAAACCUGCUGAGUACUGCAGCUUGUCGAUGGACCCGGGCGAAACGUGCCCGGAUGGGAUGGAGAGAAAAUUGGUUGUCUGGUAUUUUUCUCAACGAACUCGUCGCUGUUUUGAAUUUAUCUACAUGGGCUGUGGUGGCAAUCGGAAUCGCUACAAUGAUUACAACUCAUGUAUUGCGGAAUGUUUACCUGCCGAAUGGGCGAAAUCAGUUCGUAUGACUAAAGCACGAACGGCCAUGGAGAAGCGACAAAAAAAUGGAACCGAAAUGAAGGUAGAUCAAGUGAGCCCCGACACGGAGAAUACCAUCACUACGUUCAACGGGGGUACUGUUUCGGGGCCAACACAGGACUGCGAGUUGACGCCUUGGGGAGGUUGGGGCCCUUGCUCACUCAUCGGUCCACAUCAGAGAGGAACACAAAUGCGCUGGAGGUAUAUCAUGAGGCCAUCCUUGCAUGGCGGACGACCAUGUGGAGUACUGUUUGAUGAGCGAAACUGCACCAGCUCGUCUUAACUCAUUUGAUGCCACUUUAUUGCUUCCGAAUUCAGUAGCCUUUUAGUUAUGAGAUGUUAUUGUUAAGCUAAUGGGGUUUGUAACUACUUUAUCUUCACGACUCAUGAACACACGAUUGUUUGCGAUACCCUGCUUUUGAAAAAUAUCAGGAAUGUUAGAGCUUACGCUUUUGCUUCUGCGAAUAUAGUGCACCCUAUUCUCUCUUAGUACCACUGAACUUUUAACUGUAGUUGCGUCGCACACUAGUGCAAUAAAUUUAGUGCAAGUCCAUUUAAUCUCAGGUGGGUUCUAUGGGAAUUUAUCAAAGCAAACUAAUGCUAACUAGCGCCGCUUGUUAAUAAACAUAACCUUUUUCAGUUGAUACAAAUUCUUUUCUUUCUUUGCCCAUAUUCACCGUGUAUAAUGACUUUCAAAAUACAGAAACUUACUUGCACAGUC